Molecule: messenger RNA, 1238 nt
Organism: Bicyclus anynana (squinting bush brown)
Lineage: Eukaryota; Metazoa; Arthropoda; Insecta; Lepidoptera; Nymphalidae
Gene: Spx
Product: splicing factor 3B subunit 4
Exons: 6
Coding region: 142-1173 (343 amino acids)
Biological process (GO): positive regulation of mRNA splicing, via spliceosome
Cellular component (GO): U12-type spliceosomal complex; nucleolus
Molecular function (GO): RNA binding
Source: RefSeq, a predicted model, not a curated record
GUUUGUGUGAAUUGUGUUCUGUUUUGUUUUUUUGUAAUUUCAUUUGUGGUUUUUCGUUUGUAACGUCAAUGGUGAUUAUUUACUUCUGUACAUAAGCCUAUUAUGAAUUUUAAAGAAAAACCAUUAAUUAAAUAAAAAAAUAUGGCUGCAGGUCCUAUUGCCGAACGCAAUCAAGAUGCAACAAUUUAUGUGGGAGGCUUAGAUGACAGAGUCUCAGAGAGCUUGCUAUGGGAACUAUUUGUGCAAUCUGGGCCGGUUGUGAAUGUUCAUAUGCCAAAAGAUAGAGUGACUCAAACUCAUCAGGGAUAUGGAUUUGUGGAGUUCAUGGGCGAGGAAGAUGCUGAUUAUGCUAUAAAGGUUAUGAAUAUGAUAAAACUGUAUGGCAAGCCUGUGAGAGUAAAUAAAGCAUCAGCACAUCAAAAGAACCUUGAUGUGGGUGCCAACGUCUUCAUUGGUAACUUGGACCCAGAGGUUGAUGAGAAACUGCUGUACGACACAUUUUCAGCUUUUGGAGUUAUAUUACAAACACCUAAGGUCAUGAGAGACCCAGAAACAGGUAACUCGAAGGCGUUUGCUUUCAUAAACUUUGCGUCCUUCGAGGCAUCUGAUGCUGCGAUAGAAGCAAUGAACAACCAGUACUUGUGCAAUCGGCCCAUAUCUGUCUCGUAUGCUUUCAAGAAGGAUGUUAAAGGCGAGAGACAUGGUUCUGCAGCUGAAAGACUGCUCGCCGCCCAGAACCCGCUCUCACACGCGGACCGUCCCCACCAGCUGUUCGCGGAUGCGCCGCCAACGAUCAUGGGGCCGAUGCUAAUGGCGCCGCCCCCGCCGCCGACGCCGUCACCGAUGCCCCCGCCGGGACCGCCGAUUAGCGCGAGGCCCCCGCCCCCACUGCCAAUGUCCGCGCCACCUCCUCCGCCGUCAUCGAUGCCCCCACCUGGUCCACCGCCUCCGCCGGGUCCCCCACCACCGCCGCCGCCGUUCCACCACUUCCCACCUCCACCGUUUGGACCCCCUGGUUUCGGACCACCGCCGCCCCCAGGCGCGAGGCCCCCACCUCCCUGGAGGCCCCCGCCACCUUCAUUCAGGCCUCAAUUCCCCCCGCGUGGCCCCCCGCCGUUUGGUCACCCACCUUUCCCCCCGCAUCACCCGCCUGAACCUAACUAUAACUACUAAUUAAGCCACUGAUGUAUCAGGAAUUUAAGACUAAGGAAAUGAAAUAUAGACUUAUUUCACUUUCA